Cucumis sativus (cucumber) is the source of this 1882-nucleotide messenger RNA. Its product is annotated as origin of replication complex subunit 1B-like. Bases 32 to 697 code for a protein of 221 amino acids. The transcript has a single exon. NCBI's taxonomy places the organism in Eukaryota, Viridiplantae, Streptophyta, Magnoliopsida, Cucurbitales, Cucurbitaceae. The record is from RefSeq and is a predicted model, not a curated record.
AGUUUGAAAGAAGCCCUGCGUUUGACCAAAGAUGUCUCGGAGAUCGACUAGGUUAGUGGAAAAGACGAAUGUUGUAUCUGAGGGAAACCUUAAAGCUCAUAGAAGGAGUCAAAAGUCGACACAAAAUAAUGAGGUUAAGCUAAAUGAAGUUAUGUUUCCCCCAUCUUUUGAGCAAUUAGAGGGAAAGAAGAGAAAGACGUACAAUAAGAGGUCAAUGGUCACAAAAGCAACUGCUUCGAAGAAUCAGGGGAUCGACAAAAAAGGGAGUGGGAGAUUAAGGAAGAGGGUGUAUUAUCAAAAAGUGGUUUUUGAUGGCGGUGAAUUUGAGGCUGGGAACGAUGUUUAUGUGAAGAGGAGAGAAGAUGCAAGCUCUGAUGAUGAAGAUCCUGAAGUUGAGGAGUGUAGAGUGUGCUUUAAAUCUGGAAACGCUAUAAUGAUAGAGUGUGAUGACUGUCUUGGUGAUUUCCAUUUGAAGUGUUUGAAGCCUCCAAUGAAGGUGGUUCCUGAGGGGGAUUGGAUUUGUGGGUUUUGUGAGGCUGCCAAAUUGGGCAAAGAGGUUCAAUUGCCAAAGCCUCCGGAGGGUAAAAAACGGGUUAGGACAAUGAGGGAGAAGCUUCUAGCUGGCGAUUUAUGGGCUGCUCACAUUGAAAGUAUAUGGAAAGAAGUAACGGGUAACCAUCAUUGUAAGGUUAGAUAGUAUAUAAUCCCAGAAGAGACUGCAGCUGGAAGGCAACCGCAUAACUUGAAGAGAGAGCUUUACUUGACUAAUGAUUUUGCAGAUAUUGAGAUGGAAUCGCUUCUUAGACUGUGUGAAGUCAUGAAUCCGAAAGACUAUUAUAAAGCCAAGGAAGGGGAUGAUAUAUUUUUAUGUGAGUAUGAAUAUGGCGUUCGUUGGCAUAGUUUCAAGAGGUUGGCUGAAAUUGAUAAAGAACAGGAUAGUGAAGCAGUUGAUAGUGACACAGAGUGGAAGUUGGACCAGAAUGCAGAUUCCGAUUCAGACGGUGAUGUGAAAUAUGAAGAAGAGAGAGCACAAAUUUUACUAUCUCGAAUUAGCUCAACCCAUGAAUUAGCUGCAAAUUCAAAGAAAGGACAAUUUUGUGGACUACAAAAGAUAGGAGCUAAGAAGAUCCCAGAGCAUACAAGAAGUCGCAAACAGACUGAAUUGGAAAGAGCAAAGGCAACCCUCAUGUUGGCGUCACUACCCAAGUCCCUUCCGUGUAGAAAUAAAGAAAUCGAGGAGAUAACUACAUUUAUUGAAAGUGCUUUAUGUGAUGAUCAAUGCUUGGGUCGAUGCUUGUACAUCUAUGGUGUUCCAGGAACAGGUAAGACAAUGAGUGUGCUGUCGGUAAUGAGAAACUUGCGGGCUAAAGUUGAUGCAGGAAAUCUAAGGCCUCAUUGCUUUGUGGAGGUUAAUGGUCUAAAGCUGGCAGCACCAGAAAAUAUAUACAGGGUUAUUCAUGAAGCAUUAACUGGGCAUAGGGUUAAUUGGAAAAAGGCGCUUCAGUUGUUGACCAAACGUUUUUCAGACGUAAAUAGUUGCAGGGAUGAUGAGCGACCUUGCAUUCUGCUCAUUGAUGAACUUGAUCUUCUUGUAACAAGAAAUCAGUCAAUUCUGUACAACAUUCUCGAUUGGCCUACAAAGCCACAAGCCAAGUUGAUUGUGAUAGGAAUUGCAAAUACCAUGGACCUACCAGAGAAGUUGCUUCCUCGAAUUUCAAGCCGAAUGGGUAUUGAAAGGCUUUGAGCAAUGUGCAACAUGAUUCCUGCUUUUUCAGAGCUCUUGUUCGGCAGCGUAGUCGAAUCAUAUAAGGAGAAAGACUAAUACUUGCUAGGACGUGACAGUAAGACUAUGAUCAUACGAUAGUGGAUUUAUAAUUUCGUA